Messenger RNA from Zasmidium cellare ATCC 36951, 1233 nucleotides. RefSeq lists its product as uncharacterized. Lineage: Eukaryota; Fungi; Ascomycota; Dothideomycetes; Mycosphaerellales; Mycosphaerellaceae. The transcript has 3 exons. The coding region runs from base 1 to 1233 and encodes 410 amino acids. Gene Ontology annotation, molecular function: epoxide hydrolase activity. Gene Ontology annotation, biological process: epoxide metabolic process. The record is from RefSeq and is a predicted model, not a curated record.
AUGGCAGACUACGGAAAAGUCCCAGCGGGCGUCAAGUUCGACAUCAAGCCGUUUAAAGCUCACGUCGAAGAUCAAAAGAUUCAAGACUUCAAGACUCUUCUCAAGCUCUCGCCAGUCGCUCCACCGGUCUACGAGAACUCAGACAAGUCCGUCGAGAGACGCUAUGGAACUCCUCGAGACUGGCUAAUCAACGCCAAGGAGAACUGGCUGAACAGCUACGACUGGCGCAAGACCGAAGACCGCAUCAAUUCAUUCCCCAACUUCACCGCGCAGGUCAAGGACGACGUGGGCCAUGACUUGACGAUCCACUUCAUCGCGCUCUUUUCCCAGAAACCAGACGCCACGCCCCUCGCGCUCUACCACGGCUGGCCUGGCUCUUUCCUCGAGUUCCUCCAGAUCCUCGACCUGCUCAAGCAGAAGUAUUCCCCUCAGGAUCUCCCUUACCAUGUCAUUGUCCCCAGCAUCCCCGGAUACGCAUACUCCUCCGGCCCACCGCUCAACUACGACUACGCCCUCGAGAACGCCUCGGAAGCCCUGAACAACCUCAUGCUUGGCCUCGGAUUCUCCGGCUAUGUCGCUCAAGGAGGCGAUCUGGGCUCUUUCAUCUCGCGCUACCAAGCUGCGACCAACGAUGCCUGCAAGGGAAUGCAUCUCAAUUUCUCGCCUAUCCCUCGUCCCCAGAACGCAGACGAACUUCCGAUCGAGGACGUGGAGAAGCAAGCCCUCGGUCGUGGACUGUGGUUCCGAGACUACGCCACUGCGUAUGCGCAGGAACACGGCACGCGCACGGCGACGAUCGGACAUGCCUUGAGCGCGAGUCCUCUGGCGCUGCUCUCCUGGAUCGGGGAGAAGUUCCUCGAAUGGACGGACGAAGACCCGCCCCUCCAAGAAAUCCUGGACAGCGUAACACUCUACUGGAUGACCGAGACGUUCCCACGAUGCAUCUACCCCUACCGAGGAUUGUCCGGCGGCGAUGAACGACCUCGAAUCGCCAGCGCCUCCGGCCGAGGCCGCGAACGACCACACGUCAGCAAGCCUUCGGGAUACUCGUUCUUCCCCAAGGAACUGGUGCCUAUGCCUAAGAGCUGGGUGGCUCAGAGCUGUAAUCUGGUUUCGGCGAAGGUGCAUACUAGUGGUGGGCAUUUUGCGGCUAUGGAGAAGCCGAAGGAGUUGUUGGAGGAUGUUGAGGAGUAUAUCAAGACGGCGUUCAAAGGUCUGGGUGGAAAGCUUUAG